Perca fluviatilis (European perch) is the source of this 2144-nucleotide messenger RNA. RefSeq names its product echinoderm microtubule-associated protein-like 1. The record is from RefSeq and is a predicted model, not a curated record. Lineage: Eukaryota; Metazoa; Chordata; Actinopteri; Perciformes; Percidae. Bases 624 to 1556 code for a protein of 310 amino acids. The transcript has 7 exons.
UUUAUCCAAUAAUUUUCGCUAAAUUCAUCCUUCCAGCUACUCAGGCUUGCCUGCACUGUAACCUAUAUAACUCUGUGGAUGAACAAGAUGUUUACUGCGGCGCAGCACAAGAACAAGCCACAUAUCAGGUUUAUCUCUGCUGUUUCCUCCCAGUGUCUCCAUCUCUCAUAGUGACAUGGGGUUUAUGUGUGGGGGCGUGGUCAAAGGGGCUCAGUCUGAGGGAUUAUCAUUGUAGUCUGCAACCCCCCCCCCCCACACACACACACACACACACACACGCACACACACACACAUGCAAGUACAUGCACACACACGUGCACAGACAAUUUAGGCUGAAUUGGAUGACCACUGAGUUUUUAAGCAUUAUUAACCCCACCCCCACCUUUAUAUAAGCGCACACCCUGAGCAAAAGGGCUUUAAGCGCUGUCAUACACAUCACUGCGUCCCAGAGUGUGUCAGGCGACCACCAAGGAAACAGAAUACUGCAGAUACUGUAAUACUGCUUGGAUGCUGUAAACAGAGGCGGACAAAACACCAGAAAGGCAGCUCUGUGAGUGUGUGUGACAUAAGUGGAGCAAAGAAGAUAAGAUCUUAGUGGACACCAGCCAGUGGAUCAUAAUCAGAUGGAGGGCGAGCCGGCCUAUCUGACUGGAGCCAGAGGAGGAAAGAGAAGCGAGAGAGUGUGCUGCUCGCGAGAGGAGAGGAAGAGGAGGAAGACGUCGGGUGUAGUGGAGGAGGGCCCAACUGGCCAGCAGAGGAACCCUGACUACUCAUCAGUGUCCAGUGUCUCCCACGAUGACCGCAGCUCGGCAGCCAGUGGCCUGGACGUGGCCGACCGGCUGACCUACCUGGAGCAGAGGAUGCAGAUGCAGGAAGAUGAAAUCCAGCUGUUGAAGAUGGCUCUGGCUGAUGUCCUCAAGAGGCUCAACAUAUCUGAGGAGCACCAAGCAGCUGCUGCCUCUGGUGCUGUUAGGAGACCAUCAGGCGUUAAAGCCCGGCCAGUGUCUCUACUUCUGCCCUCCAAACCGCCUAUGGUGAUCUCCAGCACUGCCUCCCUGAAGAAGAGCUCCACGCUGCCCUCCAGCGUCCCAGCCAAGAACUACAGCCCAACACCGCCCGGCAGUGGUGUGAAGAGCCCCCCGGGUAGUGUGAAGGACAGUCCAUGCAAGACCGCUAAACGACUCACCUCUGCAGCCUCCACCUGUAAGAAACCUCCGGAAGGCAGCAAGUCCAAGGAGAGUGCAGUAAGUGUCGGGACAAGGCGUGUGACACACUGCAAAGUGACUAUGCAGAUCUAUCUGAGCCCCCUCACAAGAAAGACUGGAUCUUCUGAGACCGCCAAAUCCCCCGCCGCUGUGCCUGCCAACAGAGGGCCCACGGCCACACCUAACAACCCUCAGGCAAGGGGGGGCAGCAAGCUAGAGGGAAAGAAGACGACCCCGUCCUUCACCUUAAACCUGCAGAAAACCACAACCAGCCAGAGCACAGCGCAGGACACAUCCAGCUACAAGAGCCCCCUCAAAUCACCCAGCCAGUACUUUCAGAUUUGUUACUGAGGGUAGAGAUAGAUUUUCUACACCUUUGUCCGUGCUAUCAAUCACUUGAACAGAAACUGUGAAUAAAGACUUUCUUCCAUUGUUGAUAAAAAAGAGAAUCUGAUUUUAAAAUGGGGAUGAGUGCACUUCUGACACGAUUUACCUCUUUAGUGCAUCCUGACUUUGUUGCUUUUGGGUAUGUGUACAGCAUUUCAAAACAUUUCCAAGUUUGAGUAACUGUGAAUAGUGCUUUAUGGCAUGGCUAUUUAUUAAAAUGAUAGUACCGUUUGAGAGCUUAAAUGUAUUUUUAGCCUCCUCUAAGACCACAGCAGGCAUAGAUCCAGUUCUCACUGCUGUGUGUGUAAACAUUUUCUUUGUCAUUCUAUAUGUGAAUUUUGUAAAGCAAGGAUGUGUCUGUAGUUUUCAUUCAGCACUGACUGUGUUUGAUGUCACUGAGUCCGUCUCAUUCCUGUGUGCUGUGAUGUUUCCUGUUGUUUUGUAGUUAAUGUUACACUUUCAGUAUAACUUAAGUACAGAGUGUACCAGAAUCAGUAAAAAAAAAGGCUCAUUCUAGUUCAGGACAAAAAAUAAAAGAACUAUGAUCACCAA